UGAUUGACAACGGCUUUUAGUUAGAAAAUUGUCUGAAUAUGAACGUUGCCAAAUUUACGAUUAACAAGUGGUGUUUCAAUAGAAAUGGCAUAGACUGAAUUUCAAAAUUAAAGCGACAUUAUUUUUGACCUUAAGUGUACCCACGAUCGUACAUUGUGUUUCACACUAUACUGACCACUUGACAUUGACAAAUGACAUGAUUGUUGUAAACAUAACCUAUAAAGAUAUCGAGUUAUUAUUAAAUAAUACCAAAUAAAACACAAUGGAAUCAGACGACACCACCUCCCUCGAAGCGACCAACCCCUCAACCAACAUAACUGCCGACGAAAUUGACGAAGAAACAGCCAAAAAACUCCGUGGAGACGCAAUAGGAAACACCAUGUAUAGCGAAGUCUUCGUUCUAAACACCCUAAUUCAAUUUUCAGACCUCAAAUGGAGCGAAGAAGUUGAAAAUAAUUUGUGUUUUUUAUGGGACAUGACUGAAGACACAGACGUUUGCAAGUAUUUAUUUCAGGCAUCGUACCCCAAGUUGGCAUGUUCAGCUAUCGAUAACUACACGGAACCACGUUUCAUCGAAAUCGUCGUCGGUAUUUUCGCAAACUUGCUAUGUUCCAAGUGCGAGAAGAACGUGACGGAGGAGGAAAUUAAAACUGUUUUAAAUUUAUUGAGUUCUAAUGAUCCGUAUAUUUUAAUUCAGGUGAUGCGGUUUAUUCACGCUGCGUCUUUUUUAGUGGAUAAGUGGGAGUUUUUUGAGGAGGAACAUUUAGAUAGGUUUGAUUUUAUAUUGGCUAGUUCUACAAAUAAGGAGCUUUUGGCGAUAGCGUUAAAGGCGUUAGUGUCAAUCACUGAAGGGAUGAAAAUAAAGGUGGAUAUUUUAAAAGGGGGGUUGUUGGGGGCUGUGGUUGCAGGAUAUAGGACUUUAAGAGAUGAUUGUGAGGAUUUUGAGGUGUUUGAGGUACGAGAAAGACAUGCUAAUGUCAAACAUUUGAUUUCUUUUUUGUGCAAUCUGUGUGGUUAUGUGGAUGUUUUAAAUAGAAAUGAACUUGCAGGAGAAGUUAGUCCGUUGUUACCAGAAUUUACCAAUGAAGUCGCGCUUUUGUUGCAUUGUUAUGUGAAUGAAGACAAUUUGUUACCUAUGGAUGAUGAAUUUAGAUUUUAUAUGGAAGGUUUAACUUAUAUUUAUAGAGUUUUAAAAGUAGGUUAUCUUUCUGCAGUAGCGAGGGACGUGUACGCAAUUUUUGCUAUUAUUUAUAAUAAGGACCGUGCUAAUUUGGACGUUGUGGCAGAGUUGUUUUGCUAUUUUAUGGCUGUAGGAGAUUUAAAAUCGUUUCAGGACGAUUUCGAAAAUGUGUCUCCAGACGAGGUUAAGGAAAUUUUGUCGUAUCUCGAGAAACGCAAUUUUCAGUUUGAAUUUGUCUAUAUUGAUAAGUUAAGGGCGAUUUUGAACGAAUUGUAACUUAUUUUUUGAAUAUAGAUUUGAAUUUUGUA
Zophobas morio is the source of this 1488-nucleotide messenger RNA. Its product is annotated as protein SAAL1. Gene Ontology annotation, cellular component: nucleoplasm. The record is from RefSeq and is a predicted model, not a curated record. The transcript has a single exon. The coding region runs from base 263 to 1456 and encodes 397 amino acids. NCBI's taxonomy places the organism in Eukaryota, Metazoa, Arthropoda, Insecta, Coleoptera, Tenebrionidae.